Molecule: messenger RNA, 1531 nt
Organism: Lindgomyces ingoldianus
Lineage: Eukaryota; Fungi; Ascomycota; Dothideomycetes; Pleosporales; Lindgomycetaceae
Product: mortality factor 4-like protein-like protein 1
Exons: 4
Coding region: 231-1205 (324 amino acids)
Biological process (GO): regulation of DNA-templated transcription; chromatin organization
Cellular component (GO): nucleus; NuA4 histone acetyltransferase complex; Rpd3S complex
Source: RefSeq, a predicted model, not a curated record
CUAGGACCUCGCACACCACCACCCUAUCGCCACUUCUUGUCCGUUCUUCGAGCUGUAUAAACGUCGUCACUGCGUCUUGUUCAUCCUGUCUCUGCCCUUAUUCUCCGGAAGAGCCUUCUACUAAACGUAAUUCAGGAGUUGCAAGGUUGUGGCCAUUGUGCCACUCAGCUCUUCCUCUUCCUUUCCAUCAAACCCAUCAUUUUCUUCUCCUUGUUCUGCCCGCAUCCGUCAUGGCGCCCGCUCUUGCCCCAGACCCUCAGUUCAAAAAAGAUGAGAAAGCCCUGUGUUUCCACCAUGAGCUGCUCUACGAUGCUAAGGUCAUUGAUCUCAAGCCCAUUGACCCAGAUGACAAGAAGAGCGGCUUCCAGUAUAAAGUGCACUACAAGGGCUGGAAGAACACAUGGGAUGAUUGGGUACCAGAAGACCGUCUUCGUAAGCUCACCCAAGAAAACCGUGAGCUGGCGAACAAUCUCAGGCACGAAGUGCUUGCCGCUCAACGUGCCGCCAAAGCACCCCCUGCCGCGGGAAAGAAGAAGCCCCAGGGCUCAGCUCGGGGUAGUGAGGAACGACAGAUGUCCGUCACCGCUGCUGGCCCUCGUGGGCAGAAGAGGUACAGGGAUCAAGAUCUUGAGAAAGAGGAAGCCUUCCAGACCCGCCGUGCCGUCAGGAUCUACAUGCCUGACCGGCUGAAGAGCCUCCUGGUGGAUGACUGGGAGAAUGUCACGAAACAAUUGCAGCUGGUACAACUGCCAUCCAGCAAGCCAGCUGGCCUAAUCCUGGAUGAGUAUUUUGACUACGAGAAACCUCGACGUAGACGGGGCAGCGCAGAGGCCGACAUUCUCGAAGAAGUUAUAGCUGGCCUUAAGGAAUACUUUAACAAGAGCCUUGGACGACUCCUUCUGUAUCGCUUCGAGCGUGAGCAAUUCUUCGACAUCCAUACGCGGAUGGAAAGCGGUACCUCAGAUCUGGCUGGAAAGACCCUCGCGGAUAUCUACGGCGGUGAACACCUUCUCAGGCUUUUCGUAUCCAUGCCCGAGCUCAUCGCACAAACCAACAUGGACAGUCAAUCAGUCAACCGCCUAAAGGAAGAACUAGUGGGUAUGCUGACCUGGCUUUCGAAGGAACCUCAAGUCAAUACCUUCUUCGCUUCAACGUAUGAGAGUCCGGGCCAGGCAUAUAUCGACAAAGUCAAGUCCAGCGUGUAGACGCGAGCUCGCCUCUAGAUCUCACAUGAGGAUUUCCUACCCCUUCUUGCUUUGGUAACACUUUGUGGCCACAAUUAUUCGUGAUCGGAACCCGGAUAACAUUACUCUCAUCCCUGUUCAGGACGGGGCCUGGGUUGGUUCGUAUUUCUCUAUGGUCAUGGGGAUAUUACAAGUCUCAAGGUAUUAGAUGUCUACUUCUCUCUUUCAGGCUUUACGGGCUAUGCACGGAGUCGGUUCUGGGUAGUCUUCCGCAUUACAGAUAUGGUUUCUUGCCUCACCCUCUUUGUACGAGGGCAGUAGCUAGCUAAUCUAACUUACCGCGGAGU